UCUCUCCGGACUAUAUAGCAGACCUGAGCGCAGACAGCCUGGUGCAGAAAAACUGGAAGAGCAGCAGCAGUGCAGCAGUCUCAGCUUCUUCUCAUCCAGCAUCUGUCUUCUAUCCUCACCAGGCCCUUAGCACUAUGGUGUUACACAAGGAGUUCGAGAAAGCAGGGAAGGAGCCCGGCCUGCAGGUGUGGCGGAUAGAAAAAAUGGACUUGGCACCCCUCCGUAAAAGUCACUAUGGAGACUUCUACACCGGAGACUCAUACAUAGUGCUCCACACCUCCGCUGCUCCGUCUUACAACAUUCACUCGUGGAUUGGCGCUGAAACUUCCCAGGACGAGAAAGGGGGUGUUGCCAUCUUUAUGACCCAAUUGGAUGACUAUCUGAACGGUCAGCCAUUACAGUUCACUGAGUGGCAAAACCAAGAGUCAGACACCUUUAUGGGCUACUUCAAGAGUGGCAUCAGAUACAAGACAGGUGGUGUAGCCUCAGGCUUCAGUCAUGUGGUCAAAACAAAUGAAAAACACCUGCUGCAAGUGAAAGGUCGUCGGAAGAUCAGAGCCACUGAGGUGCCCUUCGCUUGGAGUAGCUUCAAUAAAGGAGACUGCUUCAUCAUUGACUUGGGAGAGAACUUGUAUCGCUGGUCUGGCAGUGAAUGCAACGUCUUUGAGUGCCUGAAAGCCACUGAGCUGGCCAUCGCUAUCCGCGACAACGAGCAAUGCGGUCGCGGCGAAAUAGAAAUGAUCGACGAAGGCUGUGAGCCAGAAGAAGUCAUUAAAGCACUUGGAAAGAAGCCCGACCUCCCGUCAGGAACCUGUGAUAUACAAACUGAUAAGAAGAACACGACUGUGGCAUCUCUCUAUUUGAUUUCUGAUGCUGCUGGCUCCAUGAGGACAACUAUGGUGCAGGAUAAAAACCCAUUCCAACAAGAUCAGCUCUCCCAAAGUGAAUGCUACAUCUUGGACAAUGGAGGGAACAACAAGAUAUUUGUCUGGAAAGGUCAGGAUGCAAAUGCAGAUGAGCGCAAGGCAGCACUGAAUGCUGCAGAAAAGUUCAUCAAAGACAAGAAUUACCCCCGAAAAACUCAGGUCCAGGUGCUGCCAGCAGGGGGCGAGACCACCCUGUUCAAGCAGUUCUUCUUCAACUGGUUGGACAAGGAAGAGACCAUUUGCCCGAGUAAGCCCUACACCAUUGGUCGCAUCGCCAAGGUGGAGCAGAUUCCCUUCGAUGCCUCCAAACUCCACAGCGACAAAAGCAUGGCCGCCCAGCACUGCAUGGUGGAUGAUGGCUCCGGGAAAGUCAAGAUUUGGCGAGUGGAAGAAAAUGAUAGAGUGGCUGUGGACCCAUCCACCUACGGACAGUUCUUUGGAGGCGACUGUUACCUGGUGAUGUACACCUACAACAUGGGAGGCAGAGAGAAGUAUAUCAUCUACAUCUGGCAAGGGCAGAAGUGCUCUCCGGUUGAACUGUGUGCUUCAGCUGUUCUCACCAUACAACUGGACGAUUCCAUUUGUGGAGCAGCUACACAGGUUCGUGUCACUGGGGGCCAAGAACCCCCUCACCUUGUGAGCAUAUUUAAGGACAAGCCUUUGGUCGUCCACCUGGGUGGGACAUCCCGUCAGUGUGGCCAGAGCAAGCCUGGCAGCACACGACUCUUCCAUAUCCGCCAGAACUCCACCAAAGCCACACGGGCUGUUGAGGUGGAGCCCACCGCCUCCUCUCUGAACACCAAUGAUGUGUUUGUGCUGAAGUUGCCUGGUUCCCUGUUCCUGUGGAAGGGAAUUGGAGGAACUCCGGAGGAGAUGACUGCAGCAAAGUAUGUUGCCGGCAUGCUUGGAGGAACAGUCACUGAGGUGGAGGAGACCAAGGAGCCAACUGGUUUCUGGGAUGCACUGGGUGGGAAGAAUGACUACCAGACCUCCAGUGCCCUGAAGAAGACAGUCAGGCCUCCACGACUGUUUGCCUGUUCAAACAAGACUGGCAGGCUGAUUGCGGAGGAGGUGAUCGGCGAUUUCACACAGAUGGAUCUGGCAUCCGAUGAUGUUAUGAUUCUGGACAUCUGGGAUCAGAUCUUCGUUUGGGUCGGAAACGAUGCCAAUGAGACAGAGAAAACUGGAUCACUCAAGAUUGCUGAAGACUAUGUGAAGGCGGAUCCCUCUGCCCGUUGCGGUAUCCCCAUCGUCAGGAUUACACAGGGGAACGAGCCUUUCCCCUUCACCGGCUGGUUCCAAGCCUGGGACCCCAAGAUGUUUGAAACAUAACUGGGGCAAACAUUGCAUGCAGAGCCUGCAAAAAAAAAGUUAAAAAAGCAGUGGCAUCAGCAAGAAACCUGCAAAGAUCCAUUACUUAUCGUGUAUCGUUGGAAUUCAAAGAAUAAUCAACCUGCAAGAUAAUGUGAGCUGGGAAUUUCAAAGUUUUGUGUGGGUGGAGUGCAGCUUAGAGAUGCAUUAAAUAUUUCACAUCCCUUUUUGAAACUCUGAUGUAGGGCAGAAUCUUAUAAGUGCACACUCACAGUAUCUAAAAUAUAUUGAAUCAAACCUUUGCUGGGAACGUUUCUGGAAUUUUCUUAUGCAUUAAAAUGAUAAACUGUUUAUGGUCCAGUGAAAGAUGAUGCACUAUUUCUCCCAAGUUCGGUGUGGCCUUAAGGACAUUUUGAAAAUUGACAUUUGUCAUGGAUGAGAUUCUGCCAUUUUAAACAUCACAAAUGUAUUUCUGUUUGCGACAAAACGAAUGUGUAUUUUUACAUAACAUUUCCCUUUUCACAGUUUAUAGCUUGAAAGACAAAUUUAAAUUGAGGAAUUCUGAAUUUGAAUAAAAAUAUGACCUGGUUUGGAGA
Molecule: messenger RNA, 2833 nt
Organism: Sebastes umbrosus (honeycomb rockfish)
Lineage: Eukaryota; Metazoa; Chordata; Actinopteri; Perciformes; Sebastidae
Gene: scinla
Product: scinderin like a
Exons: 17
Coding region: 135-2258 (707 amino acids)
Biological process (GO): actin polymerization or depolymerization; actin filament severing; barbed-end actin filament capping
Cellular component (GO): cytoplasm; actin cytoskeleton
Molecular function (GO): actin filament binding; phosphatidylinositol-4,5-bisphosphate binding
Source: RefSeq, a predicted model, not a curated record